Fusarium oxysporum Fo47 is the source of this 612-nucleotide messenger RNA. RefSeq lists its product as uncharacterized. The record is from RefSeq and is a predicted model, not a curated record. Bases 1 to 612 code for a protein of 203 amino acids. Lineage: Eukaryota; Fungi; Ascomycota; Sordariomycetes; Hypocreales; Nectriaceae. The transcript has a single exon.
AUGGCCUCAAGUAGACUUAGUGCUACUACUCUAGCUAAGAAGCCUGUCACCCCACAUGAACAAUAUUCAAGCUCUGUUGGUGUGCUUGGAUGUAAGAUUAAUACCAAUCGCGUUGCAUAUUGGCCUGACUCUGUUGGAUGUGAUGACAUAUGCAUCAGAGUAGCUACAGAGAGACGUGAGGUUUAUCUACUGAAGGUGGAUGCAUCGGGAGGCGCUUACGAUAUUUCAUAUGAUGCCUGGAACUUUCUAGUAACUGGCAAGUCGGCCACAGAAUCUCCAGCUAUGGGAGGAGGCGUCUUCAUGACAUAUGAAGUGGUCGACCCUACCUAUUGUGUUCCAUUACUUCAAGAUGGGAAACUGCCUCUAGCUGCAGCGAAUAGUAUGAACUAUCUAGCUAAUUGCCUGCAGUCCCCUAACAGUUGGGUAGCUACGCACUAUGUUUUAUAUAACAUUGUGGACUCAACUUGUAAGUACGGUGUUGAUGAAAUAUGUUAUCUUGAUCUUACUAUCAGCAACCAAGCGCAAUGUCCAAGCGGGCUUGGAGUAACCCCUGUUGGCCUCGAUGUUAAAAAUAUCAUUUGUGGGACUGGAAAGGAAGAAAAGGCACCAUAG